Molecule: messenger RNA, 333 nt
Organism: Blumeria graminis f. sp. triticale
Lineage: Eukaryota; Fungi; Ascomycota; Leotiomycetes; Helotiales; Erysiphaceae
Source: the annotation of a GenBank genome assembly
AUGAAAAUUGUUCUUUCACAUCUCGCUAUUGCGCUCUUGAGAGUUUUUACGCCAGCACUUGCUCUGACUUUCGAUUGUUCUGGGGUUAAAAUUCAUGAGUCUGAAGUGACGAGACAAAAGCAAGAAUGGGACCGAAAUCCUAAUCCACCUAGAGAUACACUCAGCGAUGGUACGAGUAAUAGAUAUAGUUACUUCGAAAUCUCUACCAGUCUUCCUUUUUAUCAAAUCGGUACAUAUUAUCGCUGCUAUAUUGACACAGGUAUGCCCCAACCAGAUGUACGGGAGUGGGACGGAUCUACAUGGAAGCCGUGUACUCGUGAAUCAAAGGAUUAA